AUGUGGAGACUGCACCGGAGGAUCCGAAUGAUGCAGCGACUGGCCCUUUGCUCAGCUUUGCUGCGCCUAACCGCUGCCGCGGAGUGCUCCGCGCAGGCGCAGGAGUCGUGGGCGGAGUAUGACCUCUCCUCGCACAGCAAUGACGAGGAGCAGGAUUUGCUGAAGAUGAGCCUUUUGCAGACCGGCGUCAAGACGCCUUCCGUGGAGCCGGCCGGCGACACCCUCAGCUUAUUCCAAGAGGGCGACACCUUGCGCUUGUUCCAAGAGGGCGACGUCGACAGGGGGAUUUGGGACACCUUGGGAGGAAUUUUGCAUAAAGCGGAGAAGAGCACUGGGGAGGUGCAGAAGUCGGUGCUGGACACUAUCGUGCAGCAGACAGACCUUGCGAUGGAUGAGUUCGACAAGGCGGUGACCAAGUUCGAAGCCGAUGCGGAGGAGGCCGAGACGAAGUUCGUGAACAAGGCGAACGCCUCAAUCAUGGAGGAGGUCAUGAUUGUCAAGAAAAAGGUGGCUUCAGUGAUGGACAAGGCCCGCGCGCUUUGGAGGGACUCGAAGAUGCAGGUGGUCCAUGUGCAGAACAUCGUGGUUGGCACGCUGUCCACCGUGGGGCAGACCGAUGUUGCCAUCAAGGUGAAUGGCACCAUGGUGUCGCUGCUGAAGAGCCUGGAAACGGCGUCAGAGUCCACUUUGACUGUGGCCAAGGAUGCUAGAUCUGUCUCUGAGGAGACCGCCUCCUGCGCGGUGCUGAAGUUGAAUAGCACCCUGACGCGCGCCACGCACCAGGUGGAAGUCUUCACCCAUGACUUCGAAGAAGUCUUCAAGGUGACGGACGAGAAGCUCCGGGAGUUGGCGCAGAAGCUGCCCGGGCAGUUCACCCAGCAAGCCCAGCAGGCUUGCGCGCAGAUGAGGAAGAGAGGCUUCCAGACGGCCGAGAACAUCCUGAGGGUGUACCACAAGGCCGCGCAGAACCAGAUCCUAGUGAUCGACCGGCUUCAGGCCACCUGCGUCCAGCUAGGAAAAGCCUGCGGAGAGGGGGGCAUUUUCAACAACAUCAAGGAGAUCUUGUGUGGAGGCUUGGGAUGUGCUGGGACUGUGUACGGCGACCAAGAGGAGUUAGCUGUGGCCAAUGAUGUGAAGGAGUGUGCGCCGGAGAGUCCGCCUUCCAAGCUCAAAGAAAUCAAGCAGGAGGUGGCGCUGGAAGCGCAGAGCUCCUGGCGGGGGGAAGCCUUUUUCACCCACGAGGUCACGGAGGCCAUGACCAUGGUGGCACUGGUGCAUGGCUGGCGUGCUGGCAGGUGUGUGAACGGGGUGUGUGAGCUCGCCGGGCUGCUGCUCUACGGGCUCAGCGGUGUGCUGAAGGAGGCCGAGGCAGAUGCCUUUUGGUGCCUGUCACAACUCCUGGCUGAGACGCAGGAGACGAUCCUUGGAGACGACGCUCUCGCACUCCAGGCGCGGCGGAUUCAUGAGCUCCACCGACUCUUUGACCCCCCGGUGGCCGACUUGCUGCAGAGCCACGGGCUCAGCGCUAUGCCGGCGCUGAGGCUGGGCGGCCUGCUGCUCACGCGUGCGGGCUUCUCUUUGCAGCACGCGGCCCGACUUUGGGACUCCUUGCUGGCAGACCCUCGGCGCUUCGAGUUCGCAGACCACCUGGUGAUCGCUCUGCUGCUGCACUGUCGAGGCGAUCUCCUGCAGCGCGACGACGUUGGGGGCCUUGCAGAGACGUUGCUGGCUGCGCCCGGCGCGGUGGACUUCUCCGCACUGCUGCGUACCGCGUACGCAGUGUGCGCUCUGCAGCGGCGCCACGGCGCAAACUCUGCGCUUCCGUUUCCCAAGCCGCGGGAAGUUACCCUGGACCUGGACAGCGCCGUGGCCGCAGCACAGGAAGGCCUGUCUUCUCUCUGGGGCAAGGUGCGCGCGGCGGGGCAAGGCUACUGGGAGCUUCCUCCCAAAGCCGCGCCAGCUGCUUUGGACUUCCCCAAAGCGCGCCGCCUGCGUCGUUUUCGCGGGGCCACCAUGUCCGCGGAGUUCACGGAGAUGACGGGCAAGGUCAUCAAGGAGGCGACGCGCCUGGCCAAGGAGAAGGGCCAUUUGCAGCUGGACCCCGGCCACGUCUUCGCGGUGCUUCUGAAGGACCGCUCCUCGCUGCCUGCGCAAGUGCUGAGCCGCCUGAACGGCGACUCCGUAGAGGUGCAGAAGGGCUGCGAGCGCCUGCUGAGCAGCUUCAGCUCCCAGAAGCCGGCGCCAGAGGACAUCGCGCCCAACAACGCCAUGCGCCAGACGCUGCAGGAGGCCGAGCAGCAGCGGAAGGCCUCCUCAGGCAGCUACGUGAGCCUGCCAGAUCUCUUCCUGGCCUUGCUGAAGCAAAAAGCAAUCAAGGAGGUCCUGAGCUCUGCGGGCUACAGCAUCUCGCUGGUGGAGAAGGCGAUGCAGGACCUGCGAGGCUCCAAGAAAGUGGACAGCCAGACGGGGGACGAGAACUUUGAGGCGCUCACCAAGUACGGGCGUGACCUCGUGGCGGAUGCCGAGAACGGGCGCCUGGACCCGGUGAUCGGCCGGGACGAGGAGAUCCGGCGGGUGGUGCAAGUGCUGGCAAGGCGCACCAAGAACAACCCCAUCCUCGUGGGGGAUCCAGGUGUGGGGAAGACGGCUAUCGUGGAGGGCCUCGCGCAGCGUGUGGUCAUCGGAGACGUGCCUGAGGCUUUGAAGUCCUGCCGCGUGAUCGCGCUGGACGUUGGGGCCCUGAUCAGCGGCGCCAAGUACCGCGGAGAAUUCGAGGAGCGGCUCAAGGCAGUGCUUCAGGAGGUCAAAGAUGCCGAGGGCCGUGUCGUGCUCUUCAUCGACGAGGCGCACUUGCUGAUCGGUGCUGGCAAGACCGACGGGGCCAUGGACGCAGCAAACCUCUUGAAGCCCAUGCUGGCACGGGGGGAGCUGCGCUGUAUUGGGGCCACCACCAUGGACGAGUACCGCAAGUACAUUGAGAAGGAUGCCGCCCUGGAGCGUCGAUUUCAGCAGG
Messenger RNA from Effrenium voratum, 3013 nucleotides. NCBI's taxonomy places the organism in Eukaryota, Dinophyceae, Suessiales, Symbiodiniaceae. The record is from the annotation of a GenBank genome assembly.